GUGGCUGCCACCGAUGCCCGCCACGGCACCGGUCGGCGCCGUGGCGACCAUCCACCGGCGAACCACCCCCUUCAAGACCCUGGCGCCCCCGCUAACCCUAACGCGCCCCUCCCUCACUCUCCCUCCCACACCCUCGCGCCCCAUCUUCCUCUCUGCCUCGCCCGAGCGCUGCCAUUGCCCUGGCCACCUCGCCGACGUGCUCUCCGUCAACACCGCGACAUGGGAAGGCGUCCAUGAGCUCCGCAGCUCCCCUCUGCAUCGACUACGACCACCAGUUCAAGCCGGGCGCCCCCACAUCGCUGGAUCCGAGCUCUCUUCCCCGUCGGCCGCCGUGCGCCUCCCGCCAUCGAUCCCGUCUCCCUGCGCUCCUAAACCGCUCAACGAGCCUUUCUUGAGCUCCACGACCCCGAGACGGAUGCUUCCCUUGUGAUCGACUACGUCGACGACGACCCCUCCUUGC
Messenger RNA from Triticum urartu, 460 nucleotides. The record is from RefSeq and is a predicted model, not a curated record. NCBI's taxonomy places the organism in Eukaryota, Viridiplantae, Streptophyta, Magnoliopsida, Poales, Poaceae.